AAAUACAAGGGACAGUUUUCGAUUUCAAAUUCGCGAUAAGAGAAACAGUAUUCAGGCAGAUUUUGCUUCAAGUUCGCGCUCUGCCGUCAGCCUUAUUUAUCAGGAAACUCAAUAGAACCGUUAUAUCUUUUGUUAAACCGUCUUUAAAGAAAAUUCUAAGCAAAAACAGUUGAAAAAUCGUUCUGGUUCAAAAUCAUAUACUUAAUACCAUAUUCGGUUCAAGAACAAAAUCUCCAUAAAAUGGCACAAAUUCGACCAUUGGCACCUGAAUUGGCUGCGGUCGCCGCCACCGAACUCAACGAAGUGGAAUCACGUAUCGCCGGCGACAUUGUCGAACUGCGUCAGUGGAUCGAAGAUCAGCCAUAUUUGACAGCGCGCACCGAUGAUCAAUUCCUUGUGGGUUUCCUGCGUUUUUGCAAAUACAAUAUGGAUGAUGCAAAGAAACGCAUCGAUUACUAUUACACAUACAAAACGACAGCCGGCGAUUUGCUGAAGAGUCGAUGCCUUGACGAUAAAGUUUACGGCAUCUGCCGUGCGGGCAUAUUCGCUACACUUCCGAAGCCAGCAGGUCCUGGCGGUCCACGCAUACACUUCACACGUAUGGGCCAAAUUGAUACUUCUCUUUAUACGGCCAAAGAUAUCUUCCGUUAUAUAAUGUUCCGUUCCGAAAUUGAGGCCAACACCGAUGAUAAUUGGAUUAUUAGCGGUGUACUUGAGAUAAUCGAUUUCUCCAAAAUCCCAUAUGCGUUGUUACGUCAAUUCGAACCGAAUUUAUUCAAAAAGAUGGCCGCAUUCUUAGAAUAUGGCGUGCCUACUAAUCUCGUGGGUACACACAUCGUAAAUGCUUCCAUGGAUGCCCUAAUCAUUUUAAAUUUAGUGCGCUUAGUUAUGAAACAAAAGGAAUUGCUCCACAUACAUUCAACGCUGGAGUCUCUACAAAAAGCCAUUGGAAAGGAGUACCUACCCGUCGAAUAUGGUGGCAGUAAUGGUAGCUACGAUGAGGCCAUGGCAAAUUACGAACAACAGCUCAAUGAAUACAGCGACUAUUUCAAUGAGGAUGAAAAGUAUGGAGUCGAUGAGAAAUUGCGACAAAGUGAGUCUACAGUAGGAGCCAAUAAGACGCCGCCCUCACCAGCAUCGCCGCCAUCGCCCAAAUGUGUGAGUGUACCUGAGGGGUCUUUUCGUAAAUUGAAUAUCGAUUAAAUUAAAAAUAUAUAUAAAUAUACACAUAAAUUUAACGAAAGAAAAGCACUAUAUAAAGAAACGACCAACGUACGUUAUAAUGAAAUGGACAAACAAAAAAGUAACCACAAACAAAACAAAAAAAAAACAAAAAACCAAUAAAAAAAUUAAAACAAAAAAACCAAACAAACACAUAGAAAAAACUAAUACGAAGCCGAAUUGGCAGCGGCGGAAAUAUAAAUAGUUUUUCGUUCUUUUGUGCGUUCGUGAAAUAAGUGAAAAUAAUAAUUAAAAAAAAAAAAAAAAAAAUUAAGUAAAAGAGUUAAACUAACAAAAGGAGAUCAACCACUGCGUAAAUAGUAACAGAAGAAAUCAUUAACUCCGAAUAUUAGUGUUAUUUAGUGACGUAUUGUAAUUAUUACUGAGUUUUCAUACACGGAGCCAACAAACUAACUAAUGCAUAGAGCAACCAGACAAACGAAAAAUUAAUAGUAAAAUUUUAUGAAAGCUGCACUACACGCGGAAGCUGAAAUACAAAAAGCAAUAGCAACUAUUGCAAUUAUAUUUACUUAAAUAGAAUGUUGACAUAAGAGUACACAUAACCCUAAAAAAAACAAUAUAUAUAUAUAUAGUAUAAUGUGUAUAUAUGCAUACAUACAUAUAAUACAAAUACAACUACAUAUAUACAUAUAUGCAGAAUACUUGAAGAGGACCCAUAUAUAUAUACACACACACAGAUCCAUAUAAAGCAACAUUUUUUAAAUGCUUCAUUCACAUACAUAUUUUAUGCAGAUGUAAACAUUUAUUUUUGGGAACGAUUUUUUGUGAAUGUACAUACCUACAUAUAUAUAUAACUAUAUGUAUAUGUUUUAAGUGCGAGGUGGAUUUUGGAAGGAGUAGAUAUCUUGUGAAAUUAAAAUUUGUGAACAACAAAAAAUAUAUAUAUUACAUACAUAAAUACAUAAAUAAUAUAAAUACAUACACACAUACAUAUAUAUAAUACAAUAUAUACACACAAAAAUUCCAAAAACAAAACGAAAAAAACUAAAAUAAGAAAAAAGUAAUUUUGCAUUGCAAAUAACUCAUUGUAGGUAUAUAUGAACAUAUAUACAUACAUACAUACAUUUAUAUGUACAUGCAUAAUACUGUGCUGUGUGUUAAUCAUUACCAAUUUAAGUGAAACUAAAAAGAACUAACACUAUAAAAUAUUAUUAAUUGUAUUCAAUUACGCGAAUUCCAUUUUCUGUGUAACAUUUUUUGUUAUAUCACUAAGCAUUUAAUUGUUGAACGUGGUGUUCCGAAUAUUGCCUGUGGAAAAAACCAAAAUAUCGUUGAGAUUUCUGACUAAGCUGAACAUUUUUCUUUGAAAUUUAAGUACAACUAAAUGUAUAACUUCGUUCCGAUCGAAUUUGUUUUCAUUUUCAUUUCCAAUAAAAAAUGUUUCUCAUAACUUAAUCAUUCGACCAGCUUCGCUAUACAUUUUAUUGCAGCAAGCAAUCUUAUUAAAAAAAAAAACGAUUGGAACUUAUCGGAAAAAAUUUGAAUUUUAGACAUUAAUUGUGUAUUUCUUAGCUUGCAAUGCUUUUAAGGCGAAGGUGUAUUAAUGUAAAAUGCUAAUUUACUUAUUGUAAUCAUUUCAUCAGCAUUGAAAACCCAAUCUUUGUAGUUCAUACAAUUUUUAAUUUCACUAACAAAUGAAAAAAAAACAAGAUAUCCUACUAAACAUUAUAAGUAAGUUUAUGCUUAUGCAUUAACACAAUUCGGUAUUACAUUACAUACAUACUUAAGCUUUUUAACCGUCCUUCCUACACGAGAAGAACCUAUAUGAAAAAAGGCAUUGAUUUAAUUUUUUAAUUAUUUUUUUUGUGAUGAUUCUGAGCUGUAAGUGAUUUUUCUACGCAUAUGUGUAUUUUUUUUUUUUAAUUUUAAGCAUUCUUAUAUUAUUUUUUUUUUGCGGUGAGAUUGGGUUAAAAAUGCCUUCGCACCAUAUAGUAACCGUCGUUUCUACGUGUGUGAUGAUUCCACUAAAAAUGUCCCUUCUCUUGGAUUUUUCCCUCCACCCCGGGACUGCUUCCGCAUUGCUUCGAGGUAGAGGGCCAAGACGGCGUCCUAAAAAGGCCACUUAUUUACUCACCCUGUGUCCAGGGUCGCCUAUUUUGAGAAACCUAUACUCAAUGUUCUUCAGCAGAAGUUUCCAUUUCGCGCUUCUUUGUUCGUAUAAUAGCCUUCACGACAUUUGCGACGGCAUUCCAUAUUUCUUCGUCUAUCAUCAUUUUCUCGAUUAUUCCUUCAGAUGUAAAUACACCAAUAGCUCGUUGCAAUAGCUAUGUUCCACCUCUCGCAUUUAAAGAAUGUGUGCUCCGCAUCAUCAUACGCAGUAUCUCCAUAUCUCUCACAUGUUAUAAGUAAUUAGCUACGGCAGGGAGUUCUCAUAUGAAAUUUAAAACACCUGAAAGAAUGUAAAUUUUACUUUUGAAGGCAGGCGACCGUCUCUUUUUCCAGACGAGGGUGUUUAAAAUGCGCGACGCAUCAUCAUAUUCGCCGUCUCAGCAUUGGUAUGCAUGUCAUUUUUUGAGACCACAGCCCAAAGCAGAGGAGGAAAGGUGAAUAAAGCAAGGUGUGCCGCAGGCUGGUGUCCUUUCACUCUUGCUUUUCCACUUCUUUAUCUCGAAACUUCGCGAAACACCAGCACAGUUUCACUGGUCUCGUAAGCUGACGCUUGUUCGUUAAUGGCGUCCGGUAGAGACUUUAGUUCCAAAGUGAACUUUUAUCUCACCUGCGACCUUUUUAUCAUCUGGACGAAGAGGUUCAAACGGCAAACAACAACAGCAACAACAACAACAACAACCGUUAACAACCCCAAACUUUUGAGUGUCACCUUCGAUAGUUUGCUCUGCUACAGCAACAACAACAACAUAUACUAAAACCCUCCCUGGUUUGAAACCGCUUUCGCAUUGAUUCAGAGUGGUGUUGCAUAUUUCUCAUGGCAUUAAUCUCUGUCUGUACACCAGACGUCCAGGUCCUGCUUUUUCAACCGAAGAAUAUUUUUAAAUAUGUUGAUGCUUUCUCGCAUUCCCUCACCGCGUAUCACUUUGUUGAUUAUAUUUCCAGUGGUUAUAUGGCCGAUUGCCUUCUCUAAUGUUCGUCGUUCUUAUUUCCAACUCGAGUGUGUUCAGCGUCAUCUUCGGCUGCAGCGCCGUAUAUGCAUUCCUCAUUUUGAACAUAAAUACCUAAAAUACCCCGACAGUAUUUGGGUUGUGUAAAGUUUACUUCAUCGAAGUUUCCGCUGCGCCAUGUGCUGCAUAUCAUUUAUUAGUCUCGCUCUCCAUGUACCUCGCGAUUCAUAUCUCUAAUGGUCUUGCCAUAGUCUUAGCGUUUCUUCUUUUAUUUCUCGCUCUGCAGUUCUGGUACUGGUGCUUUAUUUUUCCACCCACAAGCCGUCUAUUAUGUUUACAAGUUUUUAAACUAUAAAUCAAUUGCGAUUAUAUAGUAGAACAAAAUGAAUAAGUGCUUUUUCUUCGGUUUAAUAACAUCUGGCAAUAGUUACGCAACAGCCGAUGAUAAUCUUACCAGUUAAUAGCAUUCGAAAUCCCUGAUAGAUUUUAUUUAAUCAAGCAAAAUGGAAACAGAAAAGCAAAAACUAAUAUUUAUUAUUUACGAAACUUGAUAAGCAUAAAUUUUGGUAUCGCAAAGUUCGCCAUUUGGUUGAGUUUCUGAAGAUUAUUGCUAAAAAAAAGGCGUUAUAUGAUUUAUUGGUUCCAUAAAAAUUCAAUAAUCAGUUAUUUAUUCAGCGCGCCAUAAACUGCAUAGACCACAUAUUUAUUGAGCCAUCUGAGAGAACAAAGAAAAUUCAUUCUACUGGGCCAAACACCUAACAGAGGGGAUUGCUCAAUAAAACUCAAAAUAGUUGUUUAAUCAUCAAAAUUUAUUUUGUCGUCUUCAAAAUAGGCUCCAUUCGAAGCAAUACACGUAUGCAAACGAUUAGUCCAGUCAUCAAAGCACCUUUUAAACGCGUUUGAAGAGAUCUUCUUCAGCUCCUUUAGCGAAUUCUCCUUAACGGCCUCUAUCGACUCAAAGCGGCGUCCGCGGAGUGGAAAUUUAAGUUUUAGGAAAGGAAAACGUCCCAAGGGACUAAAGCUUGUGGAUACUGUGAUUGUUCGAUGAUAUUUGUCGAGUUUUUGGUAAAAAAAAUGUUCACAAUAUGAGCCUUGGGAGACGGUGCGUUAUCAUGGUGCAAGAUCCAUGAAUUUUCUUUCCACAAAUUAGGCCUCUUCCUAGGCACAUUCUCUCUCGAACUUCGCAUAACUUCCAAAUAAUAUUACUUAUUUACCGUAGAACCAUUUGGAAUGAACUACGACUGCACAACACCAUGAUACCCAAAUAAAACGAGUAGCAUGACUUUCACUUUUGACCGACUUUAACGUGGUUUUUUGGGUUUCGGCUCAUGUGGAUAUCGCCAUUCAGCCGCCUGCUGACUGGUUUGCAUGUCGAAUCCAUACACCCACGUCUCAUCACCUGUUAUGAUGCGCUAGCUAAACGUUGGGUCCGAAUUCACAAUGCUCAAGCAUGUCUUCAGCCACCUUCUUCCGAUGAAUUUUUUGAAAGAAAUUCAACUAUCUUGAAACGAGUCGAGCAGCUAUGCGUCUCAUACCCAAUUGAUGGUGUAAAAUGUUGCGAAUUGAUUCGUAAGACACUCUAAGGUCGCGAGCUACCUCCCUCAAACUUAAAUAAUGGUUUUCCAGCACCAUUGCCUUGACUUUUUCGACGUUUCCAUCCGUUGAGGAAGUCGAUUGGCGACCAAAUCGCGGCAAAUCUUCCACGACUUCUCGGCCCUCUGCAAAGGUCUUAUACUACUUGUAGACCCUUUAAGCACACUCGCCAUAGGCUUUCUGCAACAUUUUCAAUGAUUCGGCACACGAAAUCCCGUUGAAACACACAAAAUUUAAGACAAAUUCUUUGUUCGAUAUUUUUAUCCUUAGUGAAAAUCUUAGAGCACAUCUGCGGUUGACUGAUAUAAUUAAAUGCCAAAAACAAGCUAGUUGACAAAUCAUGCUCACACUCUGCAACACUAUGGAGGACAGUUGUACCAACAAUCCAGCAAAAAAAAAUUUAGGCAUAUGUAUAUGUAACGCGCGGUUUUUAAAUGAACAAUUCCCGACAUUUUUUUGACAGUAUGUAUGCUCUCUUCUCAGUAUUUAUAAAAUACAAAAAAGCCAAUAGACUCUUCUAUGUAAUAGGCAAAAGCUUCACGCAUUAACGCUAGCUGUAUUGAUUAAAAAUCAGAAAAGGCGCAUACACAAAAAAAGAAAGCAAAGUACUAAUUUCCAAAAAAAAUUAGUAAUGUGUGGUUCAAAAAUGAUAGACAUAAAAAUAAUUUUUCGGCAUCAGAAAAUUAUCUUAACUCACUUACGUUUCAGAAAAUCACAAAAACUCUCCAUUUGCACACACCUCAACGUGAAUGAGAUAUUCAUGUUACUUAAUUACUUAAUUUUAAAUUAAAAUUGCACAUUUUUUUGGCGAAACGUAGUUUUUAUUUAUUUAUAUUUUUCAUUUUUGUGCACACGAUUUCUUAAGCGUUCUUAAUUUUUACCUUAAAAAUAUUUAAUUCGUAAGUUAUUUUGCGGCUUUAUUUUUUAUAUAAUAUUAAUUCGCUUUAAAUUAUUUUAACCUAUAAUACCUAUUUCUUCAAAAAAAAUUAUCAAAAUUCUAAAUAUGAAAAAAUCCCAUUCAUUGCCCUGACAUUUUCUUUAAUUA
Messenger RNA from Anastrepha ludens (Mexican fruit fly), 6936 nucleotides. RefSeq names its product clavesin-2. The transcript has 4 exons. Gene Ontology annotation, cellular component: membrane. NCBI's taxonomy places the organism in Eukaryota, Metazoa, Arthropoda, Insecta, Diptera, Tephritidae. Bases 241 to 1203 code for a protein of 320 amino acids. Gene Ontology annotation, molecular function: phosphatidylinositol bisphosphate binding. The record is from RefSeq and is a predicted model, not a curated record.